Molecule: messenger RNA, 5133 nt
Organism: Paramuricea clavata
Lineage: Eukaryota; Metazoa; Cnidaria; Anthozoa; Malacalcyonacea; Plexauridae
Source: the annotation of a GenBank genome assembly
AUCCGGAAAAGCCCGCCAAAACAGAAGUAAACAAAGAUCCUCAAUCUUGCUCAAUUUUCUCACUUUUUGGCGUUUUCUUUUGUAUCUUGGAUUGUAUUCGAAGGCUUGUACGUAUUAUUACGUUGAGUCCGCCGUAGAAAUUGGAAUUUAUACAGGUAGAUUUCAAUGAUGAUGUUCAAUGUGUGUGACUUGCCAAUAUUUAUAGGGGCAGCACCCCCCCCCUGGUGAUCUUUGACUGGUAUACAGGUAUAGCGAAUGACUCACAGGAAUAAGGGUUAGGAUUAUGUGUGGGAUUAGGAAUAGUUUAAUGGUAGAAUCCUUGAAUGUAAAACCAUGUGAUAAGUGUUUCAGUUCAAAUGACUUCACAAAACACCUCCGGUUAAACUGCGGGUACACCGCCACCGGUGAGAUACUGGCACACAGGGGCCGGUGGCCCAGUGUCCAAAACUGGUUUAAAAUUUAACCUGUCAUCAUGGUUUGUGUAUUUUAACCUGUCAUCAUGGUUUGUAUUUUCCUGUUCAUUUCAAAACUUUAGAAAAUAAAAUUUCUGAUGAUCCAGACAAGAUUUCUGGGAAAUCUAUAUAAAACAGCUUGUUGGGGGAUUAAGCUAACCAGCUUUAGUACAACUACCCCUAGGGGUACACCUCAGUGGGGUACACCCGUUUCCUCCACUAGGGAAAAUAUUGAGAACCGUCCAAGUCUGUCAGCCACAUUUUCUUAUGUGCAGUGUGCACAUGUUUUUGCGAGAGUUUUACCUCACAAAGUGUGCAGUUAAUACAAAACAAAGGAGUCAAUAUAUUCUCUUGUUCCAUAGAUGUCUGAAGAGACUGAUCCUCCAGUAUCACCGUCUAGCGCCUUGCUGCAAAGUUGGUUGAAUAAAAUCAUCAAAGUAAAGAUCUCUGAUGGUAGACGACUAAUAGGAUCAUUCUUGUGUACUGAUCAAGAAAUGAACAUUAUUCUUGGAUCAUGCCAAGAGUUUGUGUAUGGCGAAGGUAAUAUAAAUAAUUGGUAAUAAAUUAUUUAUAAUAAAGAACGUUACUAAAGAAUUAUUAACAAUUCAGUAUUGGGCCAAUAAGUGUUAGAUGUGUAAUACACCAGUCCGGAAAGUAUGCUAACAUUGACUAUUAGCCUCAUUUUAGGGAUUGAGAUGAUAGGCUUGAACAAAUAAUGUCACAUACACAAAAACAAGGCUCUAUAGCCAAAGCCGAACACAUAUAGGGAAACGCUUGGUUUUCAACUUUACACAUAUUGACGAUUAAAGGUAGGGUACAGUCCGUUUGUAAACAAACUUAGCCUUUGUUUACAUUUCAGUAUUCAAAAUAUUGAACUUUAUUCGACAACUUUUAUAUUUUUAUGCUUCUACAGUAAAUUAUCAAGAUACAACAAUCAGGCUUUGCAAUUACAUAAAAUGAAAUAAAAACCUAAUUAAAGUGUUUAUAUCACGGCAGGAGACUACUAUAUGCGCAUGCGCAGACCGUACCAUACCCUGUCUUUAAAAUUUAUAUUUUGUGGAAGUGAGCAAAUUUCGCCAAAAUUACAUGCAUUUGCCACCAAACACAAAGUCAAUUACAUGUACACAAUGAAAAAUUAACUCGCUCUGGUAACUGUGUUUCUUUUUGGAGUUCACCACCAAGCGCUAAAUGUACCACAUGACUUAAACCCAGCUAUUGUGCCUUUCUGUUCAUUUCUGUGAUGGUGGUUCAUUUCCCAUGAGUUCUCCGUGUGUGAUUGCUUGCCUUCUCCAGGUAGUUGGGUUUUCUCCUGCAGUAACACUGGAGCAAUAUGAUAUUACCAACACUGGACCUCUAGGGUUACAGUUAUACUUUAUGUCCGACUACCUGAAAAGAUUCACUACCUACGCCGGACCCCAUGUUUUAGAUAUGAACUUUCUUUGCAAAGGCACCCAACAUCUUUAAAUGAUAUAUUUUCUAGAUUAUGAGAAUGAAGAACCAAGAAUAUUAGGUCUUGCCAUGAUUCCUGGAAAACACAUUGUCUCGUUAGAAAUUGAUGAACAGCCAACAUCUGAGAGAGAUAAAAACACUUUAAAUGAAACAAAUAACUUGUCACCAGAAACAGAACCAUUACCUACUACCUGAGGAUGGAAAAUCUGUCCAUUCUACUGUAGUUAUACAAAGAAACACCAGAACUUCUUCCUAUGCUCAGUAUACAACUGUGGCAGAACUGACGAUUUACGAUGUAACCUAUCCCCUGUGCUGGGAUCUCCAAUGACUAGUGUACAGUAUUAUAAACAGUAUAAAAUAUUUUUGUAGAAUAUACAUGUACCAAUUAAAGCUUUUUUACUUGCACCUGGUUUUGGGAAAAUUUAUGAAACAAUUUUUUCCAUAUCUUCCAUCUUCCAUAGGAACUUGUAAAAACACUUCAAUUUUAAUUUCCUUGUAUCUAGCAACUAAUCUUCAUUCCUGACAUUUUGCUUAACCCAUUAAGUUGCAUUGGCAUUGCACCCUUUUUAUUUUACUCUGUCUAAAGCAUGCCGCGCACGAGAGAAACUUGCUGAGCUACGCACGUAAAAACGCACAAGUUGUUACAGGUCUGCAAACAAGUUUUUUCAACUCUGUUCACAAGCUGCUUGUUCCCAGUUGUUGGAACAAGCUGUUAACAACUUGUAACAAGCUUGAUGGCAUUAUCAGAAUUGUAGCAAAGUUGUUCUAACAAGUCUGAUACAGCCAUGAUAUAACAAGAAUGUUACAAGGUUGAUGACACGAGGUUGUAACAAUAUUGUUAUAUCAUGACUGUAUCGGAAUUGUUCGACAGUUGCAACAAGUCUGAUAAUACAACUAGGUUGUUAGAAGUUGUUAACAGUUUGUUCCAAACUUGUUGACACUGUACUUGGGACAUGCCAAAAGAUGCGAGACUUUUGCGUGUGUAACUGCCUCGCGUGGUGGCUAGCACAGGCACAGUAACAUAUAUAAUAUUUUCUUGGUUUAGAAAUAAAAGAAGCAGUAAAAUACAACUCAUGAAUGUGUAAAAUUUAUUUAAAUAUAUUUAUAUUUAAUUACAUGCACACAAUAAUUUUAAGACACAUCAGGCCUGAAAAGUGGGAAUCCACGGGAUCCUUUAUGAGAAUAUUUGGCUUUAAACAAGAUUAAAGGAACAUUUUAAAUUUAAACUUGUUAGAAAAGCCUUGUAACAAGUCUGAUAAUGCCAUCAAGCUUGUUAGAAGUUGUUAACAGCUUGUUCGAAACUUGUUUAUACAACAACUAGGAACAGGCAGCUGUGCGGACACAACUUGUCGACAGCUUGUGAACAGACUUGUAACAACUUGUUUGCAGACCUGUAACAACUUGUACAAUAGCUGCUAAUGAUAUUCUUUUGUUAGCGUUCCUCCAACUACACACGUAAAAAUCUUGUCAACAAGAUGUGUUCGCAACAGGCUUGUAGCAAGCUUGUCGAUCAACAAGUUGUAACAAAUGCUGUUAUUGUAUCAAGUUGUUACAAGAUCGUCACUCACAACGUGUUGACAAAUUGUUGAAUUGCAGGACGAUAACAAGUUGUUGGAACAACUUGUAACAAGUCUGUUGAGCUCAAUAACCUUGUAAAGCAAGUUGACAACAAGCCGUUGACAACUUGUCAACAAGCUGGGAAUAAGCAUACAGUGCGAACAUAUCCUGUUGACAAGUUGUUGGAACAGCAUUGCUACAAGUCUGCUGGCAGGUUUGUUACAACUUGUGCCUUUUUACCACUGGUUUUCAUGUGUGUAUCAGUGGUUCGCCAACACGGCCGCCAUGACGUCAUGUGCAAACGAAGAAUACAUUGCCGCGCAUACUUUUGAAGAACAUUCAUUAAACAAAUUCAGGAUCCGAGGAACACUUUUACGAGGUCUGAAAUCAAUGUAUGCAUGCUAUCUAUAGUAACUAUAAUAUAUACCCGUGACAUGCUGAAUCUUUAAUUUUCUGCCAGCAGAAAAUAAAGCGCAAAUUCAUAUAAAGAAUAAAAGACUCAUGCGUACGCAUAUUAGAACUGCUGGAGAAAAAAUCCAAUUGGUAAAGAACUAGUUUUGUUAUCAAUUUAAGAAAUUUAUCUUUUCUCUGUGCGAAAAAAAAUACGAUUAUAAUGCUCAGAAGAAUGAGAAUUACAUUCAUUUAUUUAUUUAUUUAUUUUUAUUAUUUUAUUUUAUUCAUAAAAGCCCAAGGCUAAGUGUUGCCUAAUUACCUGCGACCAGGCGUUCUCGCAGGGUGUUUCCUGGCCUGAGCUAGCCUGCAUGGCAGGCGGUCUUUCACAGACUUGCCCGAUUUUAGGGACCGCCUGCCAUGCAGUCUAGGCCUGAGCAGAUUUUUGUUUUGUUGCCCUAAUAUCCGCGGAUGGAAUGGCAAGCCAACCCACCCGCAAAAUAGAGUAUAAAACCAAGGUCUGUGCUCAGGCUAAUUAAAGCCCAUUUCCACUUAGGAAAAUUUUCCGCAGAAAGAAAAUUUUGUAAAAUGUGAUUGGUCGACAAAAAUUUUCCGUCGGAAAAAAAUUUUGAACUUUAAAAUUUUCAACUUUUAACAAUGGUAUUUUCGGAACAUUUUCUGUCGGUGGAACAUUUUCUUGAGUCGAAAUGGGCCUUAAGGGUUACCAUAAAUUUUCAAAAUAAAAUUCUUCCAAACAUGUAUACUGUUUAACUGUCUGGUGAUUCUAAAUCCCUAUUUUGUAACAAAAUAUAAAUACUGAUUGUACGAUUACAAUAUUUCGUAAGAAUAGUUCAAUUUAAAUUUAAAUAUAUACGCGUUAUUCAUCUCAAUUUGUAGUUUUUACUAACAAACUGAGCAUAAGUCAUUGCUUGUUCACAUAAAUAAAUAUAAACUUAACGCAUUUUUUUCAUUAACCCGAAACAUUAGUUGUUACUAUAAAUAACUGGGUAUAAUAUAUAGUCGAAUUUUCUCUUAAAUAAUAGCUAUUGUAUAGCCAAAAAAUAAUCAUAUUAUCAUAAUCUAAAUACGUGGCUUUCAGCAUAUUAUAACUAUAGCUACUAUCCCCAAUAUUGCGUCAGUAUAGAUCAGCCAUAUCAUCGAAUUUGCCUUCGCAUCUCGAUUUCCAGUAACCACCUUGGUAUGUAUGACAUGAAGUAUUUGAGUCUGGGUCUUCUAAUAGUUUAAACCACCUGUUGGGAAGCAAAUGAGUUGUUUUAUCCAAGUU